AUGUUGAAAGGUUUCAGAAAGAAGGCUUCCAUGCUUUCCUUGUCGCUGCAGCUGUCUGCGGAUGACACACUGGAACAACACGAACGCUAUCAGAAGGUUCUCAGACAAGUUCGUGACUUUGAGAUCGCUCUUCAGGCCAUGGACUUCUUGCUCGACGACAGAGGUGAUCAGGGUACCGAUCUCUUGAAAACUGAGGUCCAGAGAAACAAGAAAGUGGAUCUGAAGAAUCCAGGCGCCAUCUUUCCUUUGGCGUUGGGUGUUAUGGAGUUUAUUGAGGCCACCUUGGGGUUUGAAACCGAGGUCAUGAAUAGGGCCCACAAUACCUUAUCUGAAGCAGAGGAAGCUUCCCUUAGCCACUCCAAGUACAACCAAAAGAUUCAUCUUGCCACGUCUCACAUAUACCCUCCAGGCACAGAGUUUCAAGUGACUUAUGCUGAACUGACAUUGCUUAAUGCGCUUGUGAUGCUUUUGCAUGAGAAUAAUGGUAUGAUGGAACAGGCUAAGGCCUUGUUCAAGUUAAGAAAGGCUUACCAAAUUCUUGACGCUACUUUUAAGAAGAUCAAGGAAUCGGAAGGCUUGUUUAAUCAUAACUUGGCCAAGUUCCGCAAACAGGCAAACGGUUCUCUGGUUUCGUCUGUGGACUUGCCGGGCUACGACAUACCAAGCUCCAAGGGAUCCGCCAACUCUUCCCUGGCUUCCUUGCCUGAGGAUAUCAAGUUGAUGAAAGACAUGGAACAGAUUUAUCAGAUGAGAAAAUCGAGAAUUGAAGGUACUGGCGUUUCGUGCUCUCAGGUGAACUUGUUCGCAGAGCUGGAAACUCCCUCUUUGUCUUCCAAGAACAGCUUACCUUCUCUUCAAGAACAUACCGGCGUUCAAUCAAGCAGACCAAGAACAGCGACACCUCCUGUUGCUGCCAAUUCUGCUUUUGCUCGUAAGAACAACCUCAGUCUGUCGGAAGAAGAUGAUGGUGAUGAUAACGAUGAAUUUUCGGACGCUGGAGAUUCUUUCACCGCUACGAACCCUACUAUGAACGAAUACUCUUUCAAUAGAGGAUCCUUGACGCCGCCUACGACUCAAUACGGUGCCUCAAGUGUGAAUGAAGGCACAAAGGGUUCCUCAGCAGUGUCUGUGAACACAUCUGAAAGCUCCUGCGCUUCUUCCAACGCUCAUUUGCAUGUCUCUACGAUUGAUGAAUUCAUUCAUUCUGGCGUGCAAUUGUGUUUCGGUAUCUUACAAGUGGUGCUUUCUUUGAUCCCUCCAGCAAUCGGUAAGGUUCUCUCCAUUGUUGGUUUCAAAGGUGACAGAGACACUGGCCUCCGUAUGCUUUGGCGUACUGCCAUUACGGCAAGAAACAUCCACGGUGAAUUGGCUCUCUUGUGUCUUUUGGUCUUCUACGAUGGUCCGAUUCAAUUUAUCGAUGUUGGGUUCCAGCUCCCAGGACACGAGGAUUCCAACAUCACCGAUGUACUUUCUAUCUCAGAGAGAUCCAGUAUUUCUGAUGACGACUUAACCAUCAUAAUCAGAAACCCUAACUUAUACACGAAGCAAAUCCUUGCAAAGGCAAGACAUCUUUUCCCCCACAAUGCCUUAUGGCUUUUGCAAGAAGGAAGAAUGUUGGCCGCCCAAAAUAACAUCCACAAGGCUAUCGAUCUUAUGCAAUCUUUCACAGAUGACCCGGACACCAAAAUCAAUAUGGAGCAGGUUGAAGCGCUUCUUACAUUUGAUAGGGCGAUGUUAUACGCAUUUACCCAUCAAUACGAUAAGGCCGCAAGGGAUUUCCUUAGACUUUUAGAGAUCAACUCAUGGUCCCUGGCAGUCUACUUGUUCUUCGCCGGUUCUUGUUACUUGGAGCAAUGGCGUAUGAUUUUGGCUGACGAAGUCAAGUACGAAUCAAGCAAAGAGCGGGAGGAAAAAUUGGCUCACUACGCUAAACAGGCUGACCAUUAUUUGAAGUUAGCACCAACUUAUGUUCCUGGUCAUGGUCACAAUGCCACUAAAAAGAAGGGUGGUAUCGGCGGUAGCAAUAAGCAGAUGCCAUUUGACAAAUUUGUCCUACGCAAAACAAAGUUACUUGAGGAAACGAAACGCAAGAAUCCUGAUUUAGCUUAUAUUGAGUGUGUUGGUACCUCUCUUAUUCAUGAGCUUGUCUACUUUUGGAACGGUUAUAACAGGAUGACCCAAGAUGAUCUCAGGCUCCUGAACCGUAUGUUGAAGUUCUCAACAAGCAACUUGGCAAAGAUUAGCGAAACUUUCGAUGAGUGCAUGACAAGAAGCUUUUUUGAGGCCAUCACUUUGAGACAAUUGGGUGAUGUUAAGGAAGGUUUGUCAAAGCUUGACAGUGCCGUGAUCUCAAAGUACGUUAUCCAAGAUUCUGCGCAUGCCCCAUUCAAGUUUACCAAGAUGACAUACGCUCCGUAUCUUUACCCAACGGCACUUUAUGAGAAGGCAAUGUUUGUCUGGAUCCUCAAAUCUAAGGAUGAUCCAAGCAGAGCGAUCAACGAAAGUGUGAAUUGGUUGAAGAAAGCUGAAACAACUUCGGAUAUCGGUGAUUACGAGUUGAGCAAUAGGACAAGUAUGAGAAUCAAGGCAGCUUCAGAGAGAUUGGAGCUGUUGAAGGAUCAGUUGUGA
Candidozyma haemuli is the source of this 2628-nucleotide messenger RNA. RefSeq names its product Iml2p (gene IML2). The record is from RefSeq and is a predicted model, not a curated record. Gene Ontology annotation, molecular function: protein binding. Gene Ontology annotation, cellular component: mitochondrial outer membrane; cytosol; nucleus. NCBI's taxonomy places the organism in Eukaryota, Fungi, Ascomycota, Pichiomycetes, Serinales, Metschnikowiaceae. The transcript has a single exon. Bases 1 to 2628 code for a protein of 875 amino acids.